CCAUUGGGCAACAUCGAGGGACGCGAUCGACGUCGGAAGGGUGGCCAGUGUAGGCCUACGUGUUGCACUAUGGCUGAUGUGAACGAUUCUACUUUAUUGUUCUUUAUGAGAGCUACAUCGGCGCAGUGGGAUUAUGCGCUAUCUCUUUACAAUGAUGUUUUAAACUUGAAAGCUGCCAAGAGAACGAAGAAAAAAGGACCAGAGGAAUUUAUCAACUUAGAUACUUGGUAUCAUGAACAGCUUCCAAAGAUCAUACAUGCAAGAAGGGAUCCUCACAUCACUCAUGAAGAGUUGGUACAGAUAACGAAGUGGAAACUGAUUAGAGGAAAAUUUCGUCCUCGCUUAAUGGACCUUGUUAGGAUCAACACAGAAGCAGCAGUCAAACAGACCAGUAAAAAAGCCUUUCGAAAACUUCCUAACAUCUCCAAUGCUAUUACAGCUCUUACCACAUUGAAGGGAGUUGGUCCAGCCACAGCCUCAGCCAUUUUGGCAGCAGGAUACCCUGAUCAAGUUGCAUUCAUGGCUGAUGAAAGUAUGUUAUCAACACCAGGUGUUGAAGCAGUUGACUAUACUUUAGCAGAGUAUUUGAAUUAUCAUGAGCAGAUCAAGAAGUGCUGUGAUCAACUUAACAAGAAAAAUUCAGAAGGAAAAUGGACUCCCCACAAGGUGGAGCUUACCCUGUGGACCCACUACUUGGCACGGGAGCUGAAGCCUUCUUUGUUGGAAGGAAUGCCCAAAGAAGUAGUAGAUGAUAACUCUGCCACCCCAAAUGGUAAAUCCAAUAGCCACCAGGAUAAUGAACCAGUUGAUGACCAAACAUCAGCUGUUAUCGACAAAGAACAGGAUAACAAUUCUGAGGAACCCGGUGAGGAGAGCCGUGAUUCCAAGAUCUCAUCUACUAACACUUUUGGUACUGGUCCAGAAAAAUCAGAGGAUUCAAACCUUGACAAUUCUACUUUUAGUGAUGGAGUUGAAGAAAACACCAAAAACACUUGUCCACCUGAAGAACCAGCUGUCAAAAAAGUGCGGGUCCAAUAGUAGUUAAUCUGUUUAUACACCUGACUUUCCUGUAAUCAGUUGUAGCAAUUUACUUGAAUUAUCACAUUGGUGGAAGAUUCAUAUAAAAAGGAGCAAAAUAA
Messenger RNA from Limulus polyphemus (Atlantic horseshoe crab), 1139 nucleotides. RefSeq lists its product as uncharacterized. Lineage: Eukaryota; Metazoa; Arthropoda; Merostomata; Xiphosura; Limulidae. The transcript is spliced from 5 exons. The record is from RefSeq and is a predicted model, not a curated record. The coding region runs from base 70 to 1038 and encodes 322 amino acids.